This is a messenger RNA of Ciona intestinalis (vase tunicate), 4242 nucleotides long. The record is from RefSeq and is a predicted model, not a curated record. NCBI's taxonomy places the organism in Eukaryota, Metazoa, Chordata, Ascidiacea, Phlebobranchia, Cionidae.
AAAAUUUAUGUUAUGCUAUGUAAAUAUAUGUUCAAGAUACGCAUUAAUAAUGUUAGUCCCUGUCGAGUAUUGCUUUAAAGUAAAGGUGAAGUAAAGGUAAAGUGAGGGCAGACACAAUUACUGUGAAACAUUAGCCGACCCUUCCCUUACGAGAGCGCUCACCGUGAAGUAACAGGGUGUGUUGCGUAUUUACGCCGGCGAGGUUAGGAGUCUGUUUUGUAGCUCGCCGAAUUCUUCCCGUAUUUUAUUGUGGAUGGCACACUGAGUGUUUGAUUGUAGGCGGGCAAUGCCUUGUGUAACUCCGCCCGUAUCGCGUAACCGAUCACUUUAUAAUCAAGAGAAACAAAGCGUGGCGAAUGCGACAAAGGCGACAUAACAUUCAGCCAACAUUCGGUGGAUUUCCAAAAUAUCGCACAAGGGAGGCGAGAUUCAUGUAAACUUUAUCACAGCGAGACAGGUGCAACUAUAGCAACAACGUGAUUUAAGUUUAGCGCGCAGUAACAUUCGAAUAAAGUCAUUACAUAACAACUAUAAAAGCAGGCUUUUGUUAAAGUGUGAACAAUCCACCGACUUUACCAAGGGCAAUUAUAAGCAACAGAAUAGCAGGUGUGCUAAAUACAGCUUUGCACACCAAACCCUGGUAACAGAGUAACUUAUACGAUGAUAAGCUGACUUGUUCUAUAGUUAACUACGUAAGGAUUAAUACGUGUUAUUCAUUAAGGGAUAUAGAUACUGAUAGGCACUUGUCAUAUUUUACAACAAGGUAUAUAGCUGUCUUAGUGGGGUUAAAAGGUAAACAAAUUGCUGUUGAAAGCACAGUAGUAGCGGAAUGAAGUAUCGAUGUUACGAUAAGUUCUCCCUUCUGCAGGUCUGUAUGGAUAGCUUAUGUGGUAUAAACAUAAUUUACUAUUAAGUUCAUGUUAUUUAAAAACGAAGAAAGGUUAAUCAACAGCGAAACAACAGUUGUUAAAACCAACGUCUGAAACAUGCUAUACAUAAGUAUGUGGGUAAGAACGUCAGUUAAAAAAACGCGGUUGUUGCAUCUAAACUUGUUCAAACAUCGUUGUCUUUGUGAGUUAAGCCCGACACUGAUGUUCGGCACUUGGUGGACAAAGUACGUCGUCUUCAACGUCACAGCUGACAAGCAUUGCUUCAAUAACUCGGUUGUGAACAGAAACCUCGACCUACUGCGACGAUAAGUUUCCGGCCGAAGUUUUCAAGACUUUUCGAGGGUUGUUCGCGUGUGAAGUGCCGAACCUGGAUAUAAAGACUUCCAAGCUAAUCUGUGGCCCAUGGGCGCUGACACCUGGCAUCGUGUAGAUGUAGAAGGAUUGUUUGACCCCAAGAUUAUUCUACUCAAGAGCUUUGUGAGCGCAUUUCCACAUCUUCUCCAAACCGCCGUUAUUUUGGUUUCUCUAAGCAAAACAUCAGCAGCAAUUACAGUCAAUGACUGCGCUGUUAAACCGAGUGUUGUUCUCGCCACCCGCCUGAUCUAUAUAGUCGCCUCAAAAUUAAGAUUUUAUGCGUUUUUAGUCGAUUGGCUAAAACUCAGUCAAUAAAAUUUUGACCGCCUUUUGUAAUAAUUAUUGCACAUGGUUCUAAUCGGCGACUAAACAAAAAAUACACGAUUUAAGUCGGUUUACUAUAAUACCACCCUAUGUGUAAUAUUGAUCAUUUUUACAGGCGAAAUAGGGAGUAGUUAUGAAUAUGCUGUAAGGUAUAUAGGUUAUGUAAUGCUGAUGCUGUUAUACUGGUCAACACCCGUGGAUUAAAACAUACGAUGAAUUGAGUUACGUCAUCGUAAUUGGCCGUCAUUUGUAUGUAUAAGAAGAAAGAAUUGCAGCAGAAACUAAAUAUCUUGUUUGCAAAAGUUUGAACCCGUUUAAAACUAACAGGUGCAAGGAAACGCAGUCACCGAAACAAAAUGAAAAUCGAACAAGUGAACAGACACGAGGAGACAUCGUACAUGCUUGAUGAGGAAACGAACCGAGCGAUCCUGCAGAGCAUUGUGGCGAAAGAUGAAAUAUCUAAAUAUCUCAGUCCGCUCAGGUUCAUGGAGAUAAAUACUUGGAGGAAAGAGGUUCCGUAUGGGUUAAACCACGAAAGUGACAACGAUCGUCGCAAAUGGCGAACUCCCCUUGAAAUACUUUCCUCAGUGACUGGAGAAGCUUCAUUAACUCGCUCACCUUCCCCACCUAGCGGUAGGAGUUCGACCAAACCAAACGAGGACAAAACCAAAACGAAAGCUUCGGCACCAGUUACUCAUGACACUUCUGCGCAUUCAAGGAAUGAAAGAAGUAACAUAUUCACCCAAUACACCAGUGUUGGGAACGAUUAUCUAGACGGUAGCACCGUUGGCGCAAAACCUCAAACUAAAUCACGCCAAGGUCGCCCCGGGUAUUUAGAGACUGGGCACAAAUACGUCACGAGGCCUAUGACGUCACCAGAACGUCAUCCCAUCCUCACCAAGAUAAACAGCGAGAGGUUGGUUGCUACAAGGCAGACAUCAGAUCCACUGCCUAGUGAUAUCGGAAACCAACAUAGUAGCAACAGACCAUACAGCCGUGAUGUUGCAACACCUAACAUAUACAACCGAACACCCGUAACAUCAUCUUCCAAUAAAAAUCAUUCCUCUCAACCCUCUUGGCAAACCAACUUCAAACAAUUCGGUAGAACAAUUGAUUCGGCGCAAAUGUCCGCUCGGCCGCGUAUUAGAAGCGGCAGCGAACUACACCGACCACGAUCGGGAUUUGAAAGCAGAAUCGGCGGGAAUCCAGAGCGCAGCGUCCCGCCGAUUAAUCCCCACCCACCUGGUCUUAGGCGACAUAACUCUGACGUUACCCAAUCUGAUCCAAAUAUCGCUUACGUGCCCAUUUCCCCGAAGCGUGCCCCCCACUACCGACGGGACCCCAUCAACACCAAAGUGAAAAACUAUUACGCUGCUAGAAUUGCUGCCAAUGACGUAAUUAUGACGUCACCAAGCCACAGUACACCCCCACUCCACAUACCCGUCCCAGAAAACAGUAAAAGGAAACUUAAAUACUACAACACUACUUACAGACCGUCUUCCCAACCAGGAAAGUUUUCCAACGGUAUAACACCUAGGAUUGUGUACGCUAAUGACGUCAUCGCACGGGCGGAUGCUGAGACCAAAAUGACGUCAUCAGUUAUUACGUCACAGCACUCCCCAUGGGUGACACAAGCCCUCCCCCAUCUAUCAGGGGCAACAGAACACAAUAUGUCUCCUGCUGAACGCGAUGGUUAUUACGUGAGCAGAAAACCAAGUAAAACUGUGAGCUUCCGACUCGAAAACGGUGAAAGCAACCCACGAGUCUCCAAUAACCAGAAUAGCAACGAUAACGUGUCAAUGGUAGUGGUGAAUAUGGAUGGGCAGUACAACCAACUUCCAAGUAAUCGUGGCAAUAGUUUGGCUGCAUUGAAUAGACCAGUAGUGUCACCCCGGUCUUCAUUGAACAUUCGGGAAAGUUCCACAGGUUUUACUCAAGCGGGGUCCGUGCCCACUAUAACAGUAAGACAGUAGCGAAGGUAAAUAAUCCAAGUUAGGUCGGAUUUCAAAAAGCUGACCUACCUUCUUUCGAACUGUUUUGGAUAGAUGCUUUGGAAAAGGGCAACUCUGGCCCUCGCCGGUAUAUUAUAGAAUUACAAACAUGUGAUAUGAAUGGAGUCCGAGACGAGGUCACACUGAUGGGUGUUGGGGUAAAGAGCCGACUGUGGCAUAAAUCCCGGGUCACCGACAAGGACCUAAACCAUAUAGAAUAGGCCUUGCCCCAAGGUUUGCCGUCAUUUCAACAUAUUAUGCUUCCAACUUGUGGUUCAUUUUGCUGACGACUGACGGCUUGCAAGUAAUUGAACAGUUAAAAUACAAUAUACGGCUAAGGGGGGUUGAUGUUUAUGUAAGAAGAAACACUUUUUAGGGAAAAUAGCUUCGGUUUAAAUUUUCUGUCCGAAAAUUAGCAAAGAUGAAAUUUGUUGGACCCGGUUUCUGUCGGUUAUACAUUUUGUAGCACUUGAUCCCGACUGUUAUUUCUUUACAAGAAUCGUCCAACUUUAUAACACUAUAGAUCAAAGUCAGAUUUCCGGAAUUUAUCCCAGUUUCUCGGUCGUGAGUUUAGCUUUUUAUAUUAUGUUUACUUUUUUCCUUAAAAAUAUCAAAACUAAGUAUUUAUGUUCAAGAGUUUAUGUUCCUUUAAAACGUAAUCAGAAUACACGAGCUGCACUAUA